AUGGGGGCUGAGAAGAUCUUAUGUAUAGCAGAUCUGGAAGAAGCAGCUUCAAAGAUCCUCCCAACGUCGACUCGAGAUUUCUUCAACUCAGGCGCAACUAAUCAAGUCACUGUUCGCGAGAAUUCCUCAGCAUACAAAAAGUAUCGCAUCUUGCCUCGUGUCCUCAAGGAUGUCUCCAAGGUCAGCACCAAGGUCAAUCUGUUCAACCGAGACAUCACAUUUCCUCUAUGCGUAUCUCCUGCUGGACUCCAAUGCAUGGCCCACCCGGAUGGAGAGUUAGCAACCAGCAGAGCAUGUGCUAGUAUGGGCGUCAACAUGGGUAUAUCCUCUUACGCUAACCACUCAGUGGAACAAAUCACUUCGGUUGGGGCGGAGAUCGGACCAAUCCAUCAUGUCAUGCAGCUAUACUCCAUGAUCGACCGUGAGAAAGAAGCACGCAUCAUUCGACGAGCAGAAGCCUCCGGCUGCAAAGCGAUAUUCCUCACUGCAGAUAGCCCUGUUUUGGGAGUCCGGUAUAACGAGUGGAGGAAUGGCUUUCAACCUCCGCCGGGCUUGGGGUACCCCAUGAUUGAAAAGACGUCUGAACAGAUUCAACAAGAAUCGCAUGAUGAUGGCUUCAGCUCGUUCAACUCGGACUCGCACUCUUGGGCAAGAGAGAUCCCCUGGCUUCGAAGCAUCACGAAGAUGGAGAUUUGGAUCAAAGGUGUCUUGACGCCUGAAGACGUUGAGACGGCGAUUGAAUACGGCUGCGAUGGUGUGAUUAUCAGCAACCAUGGGGGACGACAACUUGAUGAGACACCAGCGACUAUUGAUGCUCUUCCUGCGUGUGCAAAGGCCGCUCGGGGUCGGAUUAGAAUUCAUAUCGACGGAGGUAUCAGGUCUGGUACUGAUAUCUUCAAAGCGCUGGCGCUGGGAGCGGAGUGCUGCUGGGUCGGGCGACCUAUGCUUUGGGGGUUGGCAUAUAACGGUCAGGAAGGUGUCGAGAAGAUGCUUGAGAUCCUUUAUAACGAAUUCAAACGAUGCAUGCAGUUGGCAGGAUGCACGUCUGUAUCUGAGAUCAGCUCGCCAAGUCUUGGAAUUGUUCGAUCAGACGGGCCACUUGCACGACUUUGA
Penicillium daleae is the source of this 1113-nucleotide messenger RNA. Its product is annotated as alpha-hydroxy acid oxidase. The transcript has 3 exons. Bases 1 to 1113 code for a protein of 370 amino acids. The record is from RefSeq and is a predicted model, not a curated record. NCBI's taxonomy places the organism in Eukaryota, Fungi, Ascomycota, Eurotiomycetes, Eurotiales, Aspergillaceae. Gene Ontology annotation, molecular function: FMN binding; oxidoreductase activity.